UAUUACAGAUGUAGUACUUUCUCAUUCACGUAGUUACAUAAUAAGGUCACUUGCGUGUUUGAACAGUAAACAAUAUUACAGAAUGUUAAUUCCUGCUUUAAUUAUAAUGGAAAUUAUCGUAACUGAAGCUGCUAUAUCACCGUUGGAAACAACUUACACUGCUACAGUUGAUGAAAACUAUACUAUUCCCUGGCAGUAUGACAAUCCUGCAGACAUGGAUCAAGUAUUUUGGACAUUCAAAUCUUCUAAAGGGGCAACAUCAGCAACAAUUAUGACUAGAGAUAAUGGUAGCCUUGCACAGGUCUUCGACUUCAAUGUUGAACAUGUAGAUGAUGGAAACAUUAAGUUGAUAAAUGUUCGAAUGAACAAUUCAGGCAUUUAUUUCUGUCAAGUAUCUUACUCAUUUACAUCUGGAAUUCCAACAGUAACUGGGACAGCUACCUUAUCUAUUACUCAAAGAUUAGGAAUUUAAGACAUUUGCAAUAUGUCAUUUAGAAAUUUGGCUUUUGACAUAAUUUUAGAGACUUGUUAAAAGAAUGCUACAAUUAUUACGCCGGCAGUACCCCGGGAUUUUUGUAAGAGCUGCAUUUGUAAAAGACAGUUUGGUUUCGAUGUAAAAUUUUGAAAUUGUGAUUGUGCGUGUAUGCGUGUACGGGUGCGUGUGUGUGCGUGUACGUGUGCAUGUGCAUGUGUAUGAUAUAGAUUAUAUAGUGAACUAAAAACAUUUCUUAAAAACUAAAAUGUAAUGUCUGUUUCCAACCAAAUUUGCCAGGAUUGUUUCUUAGGUGAUGGUCUUCUAAAGUUGCUAAAGAAUUUUGAUUACAUGCAGAAACCUUGUUUUUAUGGUUCCAUAAAGAAUUAUAAGACAAAAAAGAGAUCUUCUUCAACCUGGUCUUGAGCAUAAAUAUUUUGCAUAAGGCUUUAUCGCGAUUGUUCAAACUUAUUGGUCAAAAUUGGUCCAGUCCAGGAGAUAAUGUGCUUUUCUUAUAUGUAUCAAGUAAAAACUUUUAAAAUCUUAUUUUUUUAAAUUAAAUCUACAAAAUCUAGUUAGCAUGAAAUAUUGUCUAGUAAACCUUUUUUAAGAUUAUUCAAAUUAUAGCUGUCAAAAUUGGCCUAACCUACGGGGGUCAUGGAUUUUCCGUAUGAAGUAUAAACAAAAAAAAUACAACUUCUGUUCUUAUACUAUAGAGACUUUAGCAUAUAUUUUAUGUAGAAUUAUAAACCUUUUGUCAAGAUUAACCCCGCCCCGGGACUUUAGGUAUAUCAAAAAUCUUGAAGAAAUUCCUCUCUAAUACUGCAAGAGCAAAAGCUUAGCAUUUUUACAUGAAGCACCUUGUAGGUAUUUGGUGUCUACCAAGUUUCUUCAAACACUAGCCAAGUCAAAACUGACCACCCUUUAGGGGGCCAUUGAUUUACCUUAUAUGUAUAUAUUUUACAGUGUAUCGUUGUGAGUAAUGUAUAUAAAAUAUGUUCUGGAUUCAUGCGUUAUACUCGUUGAGCUUUUACAUAGACAUUUGGCAUUUCUUUCUUUUCAUUCUUCAUGAACAAAAUAAUAUUACGUCCUGAAACCACAAGGAAUUUGUUAAUAAACAUAAUCAUACAAAUAAUUAUCAAUACAACAUUCCAACAUUUCUUAUUUCCAAUAUUUCAUACAAUAAUUUAAACAGCAUCAACUGACAACUGAAACAGCAUCUUAUUAAAUAAACAAUUCUAAAUUGAUUUAGUUUAAUACAUAAUGAUAAUAAUAAUUUGUAAUUUUAUUUACACUUAAAAAGCAUAAGCUCCUAAUGACAUUGAUACUACCUUGGUAUGUGUUUCUCGUUCAUCCCUGUGCUGUGAAAAUAAAAGA
Messenger RNA from Ruditapes philippinarum (Manila clam), 1849 nucleotides. RefSeq lists its product as uncharacterized. The record is from RefSeq and is a predicted model, not a curated record. Bases 83 to 472 code for a protein of 129 amino acids. The transcript is spliced from 2 exons. NCBI's taxonomy places the organism in Eukaryota, Metazoa, Mollusca, Bivalvia, Venerida, Veneridae.